UUUUUAAGAGCCAAGAUGGCGCCGCCUGCCGAGAGUCCCAUGUGCUGUUUCCGGUCAUUCUCGGAAGCACGAUUCCCACACCUAGCCGACACGGUUGGUGGUUGUCGGCGGUGUGGGGUUUCUUAAAACUGUUCCCUGCGGAGCCAGUCAGCAGCCAGCAUGUCUAACAGAAACAAUAACAAGCUGCCCAGCAACCUGCCGCAGUUACAGAAUCUGAUCAAGCGGGAUCCGCCAGCCUACGUCGAGGAGUUUCUACAGCAGUAUAAUCACUACAAAUCCAAUGUGGAGAUUUUCAAAUUACAACCAAACAAACCUAGCAAAGAACUGGCAGAGCUGGUGAUGUUUAUGGCACAGAUUGGUCACUGCUAUCCAGAACAUUUAAGUAAUUUUCCUCAAGAGCUGAAAGAUCUUCUCUCCUACAAUCACACUGUCUUGGAUCCAGAUCUUCGAAUGACAUUUUGCAAAGGUUUGAUCUUGCUGAGAAAUAAGAAUCUCAUCAACCCAUCAAGUUUGCUAGAACUCUUCUUUGAACUUCUGCGUUGCCAUGAUAAGCUUCUGCGAAAGACUUUAUACACACAUAUUGUCACUGAUAUCAAGAAUAUAAAUGCAAAACACAAGAACAAUAAAGUGAAUAUAGUGUUGCAGAAUUUCAUGUACACCAUGUUAAGAGACAGCAAUGCAACUGCAGCUAAGAUAUCUUUGGAUGUGAUGAUUGAACUCUACAGAAGAAACAUCUGGAAUGAUGCCAAAACUGUCAAUGUGAUCACAACUGCAUGUUUCUCUAAGGUCACCAAGAUAUUAGUUGCUGCUUUGACAUUUUUCCUUGGGAAAGAUGAAGAGGAGAAACAGGACAGCGACUCAGAAUCUGAGGAUGAAGGACCAACAGCAAGAGACCUUCUAGUGCAAUAUGCCACAGGGAAGAAAAGCUCCAAACACAAGAAAAAGUUGGAAAAGGCUAUGAAAGUGCUCAAGAAACAAAAAAAGAAGAAAAAACCAGAGGUCUUUAACUUUUCAGCUAUUCAUUUGAUUCAUGAUCCCCAAGAUUUUGCAGAAAAACUACUAAAGCAGCUAGAGAGCUCUACAGAGAGGUUUGAGGUGAAAAUGAUGCUCAUGAACCUCAUCUCCAGAUUGGUGGGAAUUCACGAGCUUUUUCUCUUUAACUUCUAUCCAUUUGUGCAAAGGUUUCUGCAGCCCCACCAAAGAGAAGUAACAAAGAUCCUUCUGUUUGCUGCCCAAGCAUCUCAUCACUUAGUACCCCCAGAGAUCAUUCAAUCAGUGCUCAUGACUGUGGCCAACAAUUUUGUCACCGACAAGAACUCUGGGGAGGUCAUGACAGUAGGAAUCAAUGCUAUAAAAGAGAUAACAGCUCGAUGUCCUCUAGCCAUGACUGAAGAACUUCUCCAAGACCUGGCUCAGUAUAAAACACACAGAGAUAAGAAUGUGAUGAUGUCUGCUAGAACUUUGAUUCAGCUCUUCCGAACACUGAAUCCUAAGAUGUUGCAGAAGAAAUUCCGGGGUAAGCCUACAGAGGCCUCCAUAGAAGCAAGAGUGCAAGAAUAUGGAGAAUUAGAUGCUAAAGAUUACAUUCCAGGAGCAGAAGUUCUAGAAGUUGAAAAAGAAGAGGAUGCUGAAAACGGUGAAGAUGGGUGGGAAAGUACCAGUCUCAGUGAGGAGGCAGAUGCCGAUGGUGAGUGGGUUGAUGUGCACCACUCUUCUGAUGAAGAACAGCAAGAAAUAUCCAAGAAGCUCAACGGCAUGCCCAUGGAGGAGCGGAAAGCCAAAGCUGCAGCCAUUAGCACGAGCCGAGUUUUAACUCAGGAAGACUUCCAGAAAAUCCGCAUGGCCCAAAUGAGGAAAGAACUCGACGCUGCCCCAGGGAAAGCCCAAAAGAGGAAAUAUAUUGAAAUCGAUAGUGAUGAGGAGCCCAGGGGUGAGUUACUUUCUCUUCGGGACAUUGAACGCCUUCAUAAGAAGCCAAAGUCUGACAAGGAGACAAGACUAGCAACAGCAAUGGCUGGAAAGACAGACCGAAAAGAAUUUGUGAGGAAGAAAACCAAAAUGAACCCAUUUUCCAGUUCCACAAAUAAAGAGAAGAAAAAACAGAAGAACUUUAUGAUGAUGCGAUAUAGCCAUAAUGUCCGGGCAAAAAACAAGCGUUCCUUCCGAGAAAAGCAGCUGGCACUACGAGAUGCACUUUUGAAAAAGAGAAAAAGAAUGAAGUAAUCUCCAAGCAAAUUUUCCAUUCCAAGAAGAAUGCUAAAUUUGUAUCAUUAUUUUGAAAAUUAGUUAAUCAAAAAUGUUUAUUUACAUUAAAAAGUCCUGAAGCGCUAUAUUGUGAAAAACAUAGUAAACUUGGUAGCAAUUUAGUGUUUUUGUUUUGGAGAUGGGUAAUGGUGGGAAUGUUUGAAAUGUAACCAGUAGUGGUGUUGUAAAAUCAUUUUCAUUUAGCAUUCAUGCAAAAAAAAAAAAAGAUGUUGGGUGCCUACUAAUUGUCACUGUAGAUAAUAAAAAUGAAUGAGCCAUAACUCCUCACAGAAGGCAUUCACAGCCUAUUUGGGAAAUAGGAGGGGGCAGAUGUGUGUUGUAUGUGUAUUUAUAGUGCAGUGUAAAUAGUUCUCUAAUAGAGAUAGGUCUGUGCUUCUCUGGGGUCAUAGAAACCUCUGCAGGGCAUGGGAGUUAAACAUUUUCUCUUAAAACAGGACAAUGUUACAAGAGUAAGAGAUUCUUACUUGUAUAUAGGCUUACCUGCUGAAAACAGGUCCCUGCUGUACAGAUUUUCCGUAGCCAAUUAGGUCUUUUAGUCCAUCCAAAAAAUGUAUUUUUUUGAAUGCCAGGUACAGGCUUUUUGGUUAAGACCUCGCUUUUUAAAUUGCCUUAAGUAUAAAUAGUAAUCUUGGAGUGUCUUUAUUAGUUCGUCGUUUGGGCCGCCAUAGAGGAAAAAGAAAUCAGAUUGGUUUCCUCAGCCUGCCUUCAUGCUGUGGUAUUUUCAGGCCACUGUUUGCUUUGUCUCAAUAAAAGGUUCCUAAUGUCACAUAGGUACUGUUGUGUGUGUUGAGUGCUGUGUUGGUCUCCCUUCCCUAGGCACGUUUGAGUAGAUUUCAGGGGACACAGAGCCAUGGUCAUCCUGUUUGCAAGUCAUUGCAUUUGGAAAUAGUUUGGUGCCUUUGCCUCAGAUUUCCUAGAUCAUACUGUGAUAGAUAAGAAAAGUGUUCUAUGUUACUUUAGAGUAAAAGGCAAUUUUCUGCCCACCCAGAAUUAGGAAGUAGCUUCUAAAACUUCUCUUGUUCACUUUCUGUGUUCACUUUUGGUUUUAUUUGAAACUUUGGGGCCUUGGAGAUUAGUUGUGAAGAUCUUGAAGUUUACUGAUUAGGUUGCACUGGCCUGGUGAGAGGAGCUCUGAGUCAACUUCAGCAACUUCAGUGUUUAACAGGAAGAGUGUCUGAUGCAAAUUUGGUAUUUCAGACCUGAAACUUCUCUCUUUCUCUCUCUCUUUGGGGGGAGGGGUUUGUAUUUUUGAACUGGGUGUCUCGAGAGAGAGAGAGGUAAAUAAAAUUCAAAAUGGCAUAGCAGCUAGGGUUCACAGCUUUGCUGCAUGACUUGUGAUGGUACCUGGAAGUCUUAUCCUUCCUUCCCCUGGACCUUCGUACCCCACUUAGAGGCCAGGAGGCCAAAGUCCAUUCUGUGUUCAGACUUCUACUGUGGCUUCACCCUGUUCUUAUCUGAGGUUUAUAUGCAAGAUAGAAAAAUAUCUAGUUUAAAAAGGUGAAAGUCUUAACUCUUAUUUCUUUAAUUGCAUAGUAUCUUAAUUCUACCCAAUUCCUUUUAUUACUUUAUAAAUCUUCUCUUGAGAAUAUAUUCUGUAAACCCGAAGAUCAGAUUCUCACAAGGUUGGAUGCUGUCAGCAAAGGCAGAGUGAUCUUUCAGGGUCCCUCUUACCUUGAAGAGGUCAUCAGAGUCUGAGCUUCAACUUUUCAGUCUCUGUUUUUUGUCAGUCCUAAGUAUGGAUCCAUUUCAGGGAUGAACUCCCAUUUCCAAGCUCAUAAUAUAUAUAAAGUUAUAUAUAAAUCUAGAAUGCUGAUACAUUUUGUAUGCGAUUUCAGCAAGUUCCACAAAAGGCAGAGUCUGUUCUCUACUAUAUCACUAGUGCUAGUUCAGUGCAUUUAUUCCCUCAGUUCUCUCUGUGUAAAUAUAAUACCACCUACCUCCUUGAUUGUUUUGAAAAUUUUGAGAAUGUUAUAAGCACUUAGUAUUUGCCACAAAGUAAGCAUUCAGUAAAUUUCUCAUCAAAGAUUAGAUAUCUGUUUUUAUUUUAUUUUUUGUUUUGUGAAAUGAAACAACAAGAGUUGCUACAAAUAUUUGUUUUAUCCCUCCUCCAUUUUGGGGGGAAUUAAUUUGAAAUAUAAAAAUGUAUAUUGAAUGCUCAGUAUGUGGGUUGCAAACACCGUGUUUGUGCCAUAUGGAAACCUUCAAUCCAAUGAAAGAAAUAGGCUUACAAAAUGACUAUAUAAUAGAAGGCUGCUUAUGGAGCUAUCAGAAAAGGCACAGCAUAGGGCUGAGAGCAUCCUAAAAAGGGGGAAGUUCAGCUGUCAAGAGGGUGAAAUGGCUAUUUGCUAACAAACUAAUGCUUAUGAUGAACAGGAAAGCAGUAGGAAAUAUUCCUGAAUCAAAAAAGUUAUGGUUUAAAAGGUAGUAUAAUUUCAUAAAAGUUAUUUUGUUUUCAUUACCUCAUAUUCUAAUUCUUUGGAAAUUUAUAAUCUAAAGUGUCACAUGGCAACUCAGAAUUAAUCAGAAUAUUUAAUUAGAAUAUUCUGUUCUUCAAACAAUUUUAGAUAAACACAUUUUAAACUGUGUUACCAAGAAUAAUACAGUUCUACCAAGUCACAUCCUUUCAUUGUAUAAAAAUUAAAACUAAAAAUUAACUAUUGUUUUUUUAAACAUAUUUUAUGAGAUUUUAAAAAGAUCUUGAAAAUGAAUAGAAAAGUAAGGCACUGACAUGGAGCUUUUUCUCUUUUAUAAGGAAGUAAACUUUUCUAGUACAGUCUGGUCAGUACUUAUUUAAAAAUGCAGAUGAGAACAGAGCACAGCUAAUUCUGUACUAUUUAAACACCAUGUUUGUAUAGGGCACUUCUUAAAUGGUAACUAUAUCCUUAAAAUUCUGCUUUUAUUGUUUUGUCAAUCCAAUCUCAGUGUGGAAAUGGUUAAGCUGCAGUUUGUCCACAUGAUGGAAUAUUUUGAAGCCAUAAAAAUGUUUACAAUAGGAAAUGCUUGUUGUAAGUGAAAAGAACAAAAUGCAAAAAUAUUUAUAGCAUAAGCAAACUACAUGUGUAAGAAAAUGAAUAAUAAAGGCUCAAGAGGAAAUACUCUUGUUUAUAAAAUGA
This is a messenger RNA of Mirounga angustirostris (Northern elephant seal), 5378 nucleotides long. RefSeq names its product SDA1 domain containing 1 (gene SDAD1). Gene Ontology annotation, biological process: ribosomal large subunit biogenesis; ribosomal large subunit export from nucleus. Gene Ontology annotation, cellular component: nucleolus. The transcript has 22 exons. The record is from RefSeq and is a predicted model, not a curated record. Bases 160 to 2223 code for a protein of 687 amino acids. NCBI's taxonomy places the organism in Eukaryota, Metazoa, Chordata, Mammalia, Carnivora, Phocidae.